Molecule: messenger RNA, 847 nt
Organism: Guillardia theta CCMP2712
Lineage: Eukaryota; Cryptophyceae; Pyrenomonadales; Geminigeraceae
Exons: 1
Coding region: 25-753 (242 amino acids)
Biological process (GO): signal transduction
Cellular component (GO): cytoplasm
Source: RefSeq, a predicted model, not a curated record
AUUCUUGACUAUAGUACAGGCGCGAUGGCGGAGGAUCGGCAGCAACUAGUGUUCAUGGCGAAGCUCGCGGAGCAGUCGGAGCGAUACGACGAGAUGAAGGAAGGAAUGAUGCAGAUUGUUGAGCUCGGCCCUCAGCUCACCCUUGAGGAGAGAGAGAUGCUCUCCAUCGCAUACAAGCAUUGUGUCGGCAACCGCCGUACCUCGUCCCGUAUCAUUUCAGCGAUGGAGGAGAAGGAUGCAAACAAGAAGGACCCGGACAGCUUGGAGAAGAUCAGGGAGUACAGGGUGAAGGUGGACGAAGAGCUGAAGUUCCUCUGCGAGGAGAUCAUCAGGCUCCUCGAUAUGAAGCUUAUCCCCAACGCGGCCGAUGAUGAGAACUUGGUCUACUACAACAAGAUGAAAGGAGACUACUUUCGCUACCUUGCUGAGUGCCUCCCAGAGCCUGAUCGCUCCAAGUACGCUGAGAGCUCAAGAGCUUCCUACCAGACCGCAAGCGAGAUCGCAGAGAAGCUGUCUCCUACCAACCCCACCCGCCUUGGACUUGCCCUCAACUACACUGUGCUGCAGUUCGAGGUUCUGAAGCAGACCGAGGAGGCGUGCAAGCUCGCCAAGAAGGCCUUCGAUGAUGCGAUCGAGCAGGUGGACUCGCUGGACGAGGCUCACUACAAGGAGAGCUCGACCAUCAUGCAGCUCCUGCGCGACAACCUCACAACCUGGACAGCGGACAUGCACGUCUCUACAGCUGAUGAAUGAGAGGUAGGGGGUUGCAUCCCAGGGGAACAGAUCGUCUUUGCAAGCUCGUGACCUCUCUUGCGAUUUCAAUUUUGAAUAACAUGAAGCAGCAUGG